Messenger RNA from Larimichthys crocea (large yellow croaker), 4105 nucleotides. It is a transcript of the gene sarm1, whose product is annotated as sterile alpha and TIR motif containing 1. Gene Ontology annotation, cellular component: dendrite. Lineage: Eukaryota; Metazoa; Chordata; Actinopteri; Sciaenidae. Bases 639 to 2792 code for a protein of 717 amino acids. Gene Ontology annotation, molecular function: signaling adaptor activity; NAD+ nucleosidase activity; protein binding. The transcript has 8 exons. The record is from RefSeq and is a predicted model, not a curated record. Gene Ontology annotation, biological process: signal transduction; response to axon injury; negative regulation of MyD88-independent toll-like receptor signaling pathway.
AGAGGGGAGGAGGAGGAGGAAGAGGAGGAGGUGGAGGAGGGGUGCUUUUUUUCCUGUUCAUCUCUGGCGGUAUCCGGAGCCGGUGGGCGGUGCAGACCACUGUAGAUGACAGCCUGCGGAUGCUGACCAAAGGAUGCGAUAGGUCUAGGGGGGCUACCAUCGGAGAUAGGUGUCAUAUUUUGUAUUUUUCUGCUACAGAGGAGUAUGACAAGAGCAGGCUUUCUUUGUCUGCAAACCCUCAGUGUAAGCCGAGGAGACAGACAACAAUAGAGUUUUAUUUUUUCAGGAAAACAAGUGGGAUUUACUCUGCAGGCUUUACAGUUUGAGGGUCCAGUGUGUUGAGAUGUUGCCUCUUUAUUAAGGACACAUGGACAAACAGAUUGUGUGCAGGCAUUAAGUCAUCUAUUAGUCGAUGGGAGACAAAGAGACAAAGCAGCAGCUGCUGAGGCUCGACACACACCGGUGACCUGCUCAAGAUCUGCUUAUGAGUGUUUAUGUGCUUACAGCCACAGAGAGGUGUCACUAUUGAUUUGCAGCUGAAGCCUUGCUUGGUGCAUCUGUUUUUUCAAGCCUGGGGAUCAUCAUCAGAGGCCUCUGUAAACAAACACAUCCACUGAUACUGACGUCUCCGCCGGCACAUGUUAAUUUCUCUGACGCUCUUCCUGUGGAGGCUCUACCGACAUUUCUCCAUCAUGUUCAGCUCAGACAGACUCACAGUGCCGGAUUAUGUCAGCCGACUGCAGAGAGGGAGGAGCGGCUCCAACUCCGGCUCCAGCUGCGACCCCAGAGCUGUGUCUCCGGGCGUCAGUGCCGACGUCCAGGCGGUUUUGGACGUCUCCCUCCCCGCCCUGCGCUCCGCCAUCAGGAGGCUGAAGUCAGGCAAGGAAACCUGCGAUUCAGAUGAAACCCGGAGGUCCAUCGCUGAGAUAUUUCAGCUGGUGGAGGAGGCCUGGGUUUUGCCCGCUGUAGGCCGUCAGGUGGCCGAGGAGAUCUGCAACAGGAUCCGGCUGGAUGGAGGCCUGGAGCUGCUGCUACAGCUCCAGCAGACCCCUGCUGUGGAGAUCACCUAUGAGUCUGCAAAACUGCUGGAGCAGAUCCUGACCUCAGACAACAGAGAUUAUUUAGCCCGUAUGGGCCUCGGGGUUAUCCUCAACCUGACUCGACAGCAGGAAGAUGCACAGCUGGCUCGCAGCGUCUCAGGCAUCCUGGAGCACAUGUUCAAACACUCCGAGGAGACGUCCGUCCACCUCAUCUCUAACGGGGCCCUGGAUGCCCUCCUGUACUGGUGCAGAGGUACAGAUCCCACCGUGCUACGCCACUGUGCUGUGGCACUGGCAAACUGUGCCAUGUACGGAGGCCACCGCUGCCAGCGAUGGAUGAUUGAGAAACAGGCAGCUGAGUGGCUUUUCCCACUGGCUUUUUCCAAAGAGGAUGAACUCAUUCGCUACCACGCAUGUCUGGCUGUGACUGUGUUAGCUGCAAACCGAGAAAUUGAGAAAGAGGUGGUGAAAUCUGGGACCUUGGAGCUGGUGGAGCCAUUCAUUGCAUCUCUGGAUCCGGAUGACUUUGCCCGCAGUUUACUGGACAGUGCAGACUGCAUGCAGGGUAAGACAGCCUCUGAUCUGCAGCAUCUUCUUCCAUUACUGGAUGGCACAAGACUGGAGGGAAAGUGCAUUGCAGCCUUUUAUUUUUGCGUUGAGACCAGCAUCAAAUCUCGUCAACGAAACACCAAGAUAUUUCAAGAGAUCGGAGCAGUGCAGAGCCUAAAAAGAAUCGUCAUGUACUCCAGCAAUGGCACAGCCUCUGCCCUCGCCAAGCGGGCACUGAGCAUGAUGGGAGAGGAAGUGCCGAAACGUAUCCCGUCAUGUGUGCCCAACUGGAAAACGUGUGAAGUGCAGACCUGGCUGCAGCAGGUUGGCUUUAGUGCCUAUUGUGACCGUUUCCAGGAGCUCCAGGUAGAUGGAGACCUCCUGCUGAACAUCACAGACCAGGAUCUGAUCGCUGAUCUGGGCAUGAUUGCAGGCCUCACUCGCAAGAGGUUUUUAAGAGACUUACGUGUGUUGAAGACUUAUGCCAACUACUCCACAUGUGACCCAAACAAUAUGGCUGACUGGUUGGUUGAAGUGGACCCCCGUUUACGUCAGUACACCUACGGCAUGGUCCAGUCGGGAGUGGAUCGCAACAAUGUCCAGAGCCUGACCGAUCAGCAGCUCCAGCUUGACUGCCACAUAGGCAAUGGAGUCCACAGAGCCAAGAUACUGUCUUCUAGCCGCAGGCCGUUUAAACCGUGCCACACAGACGCCCAACCUGCAGGGCCUGACGUGUUUAUCAGCUACCGACGGACUACCGGCUCCCAGCUGGCCAGCCUUUUGAAGGUGCACCUGCAGGUUAGAGGGUACAGCGUCUUCAUAGAUGUGGAGAAGCUGGAGGCCGGUAAAUUCGAGGACAAACUGAUCCAGAGUGUACAGAGGGCACGCAACUUUAUCCUGGUCCUGUCUUCAAAUGCGCUCGACAAGUGCAUGGGUGACACUGCCAUGAAGGAUUGGGUGCACAAGGAGAUCGUCACAGCCUUGGCUGGAAAGAAGAACAUAGUUCCUGUCACAGAUAAUUUUAUGUGGCCUGACCCCAUGUCUCUGCCGGAGGACAUGAGAGCUAUUCUCAACUUCAAUGGCAUCAAAUGGUCUCAUGAAUAUCAGGAGGCCUCGAUCGAGAAGAUCCUCCGCUUUCUGAAAGGACAACAAGACCAAAUCGACGGCUCAGGCACUUCCAAAGGCCAGAAAAAGAAAGAAUAAGAUAAUAAACGACAUAAAGUUUCUCAGCUACAAUAACUUCCAAUGAUGCCAAAUUCCACACGGCCUACGGUGAACCGGCUGGCAGCUUCCCCCUGCACUGCCAAAAUGCAUGAGAAGUGAAUUUGAAUAUAUUUAGAUUACAUGCUCAAACAAAGACCUAAUAUACGAAUGAUGAAUUGAAUUUAUUAAAAGGGAUUUCAGAUUGUAUGGAAUAAAGUGUAAGCCUUUAAACGAUAGUAGCCUCACACUGCAGGUACAGCAUACGCCUUCUGUCUCUCAGGAAAAUAACUGUGAUACAUCAGCCGUCAUUGAGACCCAGCAACAUCAUUAAUAGCAAUCUCUGAGGCACCCACUAACACGACGGUCUAUAUAAAAGUUAUAUGCAAUCAUUUCUUGUUUAACUCAUAUAUUACUCAGAGGAGCAAAAUAGGUAUCUGAUUUUAUUAACAUUUGUUUUUAUGGUAGGGUUGCAAGAGAAAAGAAUCCUAGCAGAUGCGUUGAUUGCGGGUAUAAUCUAAACUGAAGGCAUGACGUAUUAUAUAGAAACAAAUGAGCUACAUUCUGUAUAACUGCACCCCCAAUUAACCAAAUAACAGCUUUAAGGAGUGUAAAGGCAGCAAAAAACAUACCCAUGUAGUAUUAAACACGUCCUACCUUCUGUAAAAGUGAUGCACAUUAACUUAAAGGACUUGAAAUGCACCGUCAAGUCCUUGAAAAUGGAAAUGAUCCUAUCUGUGUUACGGAGUGUCUUGUAGACCUCCGUUACAACAUAAUGUAAUACUUUGACUGUCUCAUUCAGCACACUGACUAUUGUUGGCUUUCCAAUUAAAUUGUCAUCCUUGUUCCCUCGGUAUGUUUGACUUAGUGUGUUUAAAAGAAGCAGUCAGGUAACAACAGAAAUCCAGCAACAUGACACACAGUAGCAAAUCCCUUCUAUGUAAUCAAGAAUGAAGAUUAAUUAAAGAAGCUUUGAUGAGGCUGAAACAAAUAUGUGAAGUUUGUUAAAUCCUCAAGCAGUCAUUAAGAUAUAUUGGUCGCAUAUUGUUGUUAUGAAAUUAUAUUAUUAUAGCCUGAAUGCAACAACUGUUCCCCAGGGCUUUUAUCUGAUCUUGCCUUAAUAUUGUUUGCCUCCAGCGUCCACCUGAUAUCAUUUUAUUAAAUGUGCUCUGUGUAAAACACAUUAACCUCCCCCCAAGUAGUAAAACAGGAUUUAAUUUCUCAUCAUCGUGUUUAUUAAUGUUCUCAGUGUGCAACAAACAAUUUGUUCUUUUCAUUUGAAACAUGAUAAAAAAAAUAAAAUGUGUUGUAAAUAA